Molecule: messenger RNA, 1711 nt
Organism: Conger conger (European conger)
Lineage: Eukaryota; Metazoa; Chordata; Actinopteri; Anguilliformes; Congridae
Gene: snrnp40
Product: small nuclear ribonucleoprotein 40 (U5)
Exons: 10
Coding region: 147-1193 (348 amino acids)
Cellular component (GO): catalytic step 2 spliceosome
Molecular function (GO): RNA binding; protein binding
Source: RefSeq, a predicted model, not a curated record
ACUUCACGCCUCGGGAUUUUUGUCUUUCGUUUGUCGUGCGGGCUUGUGUGUGUUUCACGGUUUGUCCUGUUAAAAGCAGAUACAUAGCAUUUAUUUAAAGGAACUACGGGAGAUAAUAACUAAGUACAUCCAGUGACUGUAUAACAAUGAUUGAGCCAAAAAAGAGGGGGGCGACCGAAAUGGCAGUGGUACCCGCUGGGAUCAAGAGGCCGAGGACGGAACUUGUGGCUGCGGCGCAGUCGCAGCAGCUUGUGUCGAUGGGACCUCCCCGGAGCUCCAGCCUCCAGGCUCCCAUAAUGCUUCUCUCAGGUCACGAGGGAGAGGUGUACUGCUGCAAAUUCCAUCCCAAUGGCUCAACGCUUGCCUCAGCUGGCUACGACAGACUCAUCUUAAUGUGGAGCGUGUACGGUGACUGUGACAACUACGCCACCCUCAAGGGACACAGUGGAGCCGUGAUGGAGCUUCACUACAACACGGACGGGAGCCUCCUGUUCUCCGCCUCCACGGAUAAGACGGUGGCGGUAUGGGACAGCGAGACGGGCGAGCGAAUCAAACGGCUGAAAGGCCACACCUCCUUCGUUAACUCCUGCUACCCCGCGCGGAGGGGCCCUCAGGUGGUCUGCACGGGCAGCGACGAUGGCACCGUUAAGCUGUGGGACAUCAGGAAGAAGGCGUCUGUCCACACCUUUCAGAACACUUACCAGGUACUGGCCGUCACCUUCAACGACACCAGUGACCAGAUCAUCUCCGGGGGCAUCGACAACGACAUCAAGGUGUGGGACCUGAGGCAGAAUAAGCUGAUCUACACCAUGCACGGUCACGGAGACUCUCUGACAGGGCUCAGUCUCAGCUCAGAGGGCUCCUACCUGCUGUCCAACUCCAUGGACAACACAGUGCGCAUCUGGGAUGUCCGCCCCUUCGCUCCCAAGGAGAGGUGCGUCAAGAUCUUCCAGGGGAACAUCCACAAUUUCGAAAAGAACCUCCUGAGGUGCUCCUGGUCAACAGAUGGAAGCAAAAUAGCAGCAGGCUCUGCUGACAGGUAUGUGUACGUGUGGGACACCACCUCCCGGAGGAUCCUGUAUAAACUACCCGGACAUGCUGGCUCUGUGAACGAAGUGGCAUUCCACCCUGACGAGCCCAUCGUUCUGUCUGGCUCCAGUGAUAAGCGCCUCUACAUGGGCGAGAUCCAGUAAGGGUGCACAAAUUCACAGCUGGAACCAGCAAGUCUGGCGGCAGGUCCCAAGCAACAUACGGCCUCCCAGACUGCUUCAUAACCCGGCUGUGAAGAGACGCAAUGUCGCCCUGUUGGAGCUACGCUGUAGCAUUCUCUGCCUGUAAAGGCACUCCUAACGGGGAGGGUCAGCAGAUCAACUGGGUUCAGGGGUUCAUAGUGAAUGCUAAACGAGUGCGGUGUGUCCGCACACACACACACACACACACACACACACACACACACACACACAGUUUUGUCACAGAGUUUGUCCGUUGACUCAGUAUUGCUGACCCCCUCCCAUCCCACUUUCCCCUCCGUGACUUUGCUUCCUGGGGAGUGGACUUCAGGCCUUGAAAAGAAGAAACCUGCAAUUCAGGGCUUAUUUUUUAUUGUAUUGCGGUUUUUUUUACAAUUACAUAAUUUUUAAAAGUGUCAUGGUUCUGGAGAAUUUUUUCAUUUGCUUUUAGGUUUCUCAAAAUAAAAUCACUCUGUUCAUUA